AUGUUCUCAUGUUUGGAAGUUGCUUCCGAAAAAAGAUCUAACAAGGUUAUCUAGGCCUCGUAAAAUUCUUCAUUUCCAGUCGGAGGACGAGGAGAUUGUCCAUCAAUUGAACGCCUUCCCAAAUGUCGACAUCUCUUCCACAAAGAAUCAAGCAGACAUCUAGUCGUUCGUUGAAAGUGAAACAAGAAAGCUGGUUAAACAGGGUGCCCUGCUCAGAAGUAUCCAGCAAAAAGAGGGCCUCGAAGCCGACAUCAUCAAGCAAAUUUCAGAAGAUGCGGCAGGGAUGUAAGUAUAAAUCCCCAGGUAAAUAUCUCAAUUACUAAAGUGCCCCAGGCUUCGUUUGGCGAGUAUGCAGCUUCAAUACUGGAACACCUUGAAAACCGAGGAGCAUAUUCGCUCCCAACUCCGAAGAGUACCGCCCAGUUUAGAAAUGCUCUACAAGGAGAUCUACGAUAAGAUUUCUGCGAACCAAGGCAACAAUUCUCAGAGAGUAGCGAGGAACACAGUUUGUUUGUUACUACACCUAAAGGAGAAUCUCUUGCCCGCAGAGUUCAUCAAGCUGGUUCAAGAAUCAUCUGCACAUCUCAAUACCAACGCCAUCCUUGAUAUAUGUUGUAAUCUUGUGGUUUUGGAUAAGACAUUAAAUGUUUUUCGCUUCGCUCACCUCAGCGCUCGGGAGUUCUUUGAAAAGCUGCCUGAUCUUUGGGAACAUAAGUCUCACUCGAUUGUCGCAGCAAUCACGAUGAAACACAUCGAUAUAGCGAAGAGAAGCGAGUGGCUUAAGAAAUAUACCAAAGAGCCAACCAACACCAUUGGCGAUUACAUUGCUUUUUGGCUAGUAUAUCAUUUCCACUUAGCGGGGCGCAUUGAACAACCGGAUUCUUCGUUUUUGAAAGAAGCGAUUGCUUUAGCAUCUCGGCAAGAUCUUUCGGAAUUUCGAGCUGACGAGCAAGUCUUGUUCUUGAAGCGGGCCGAUUGCAGGCCCCGGGUACCUAACAACACCAACGAAAAUCUACGGCUUCUCUUCAAUGCAUGUGCUAUCGGAUUUUCUGAGAUUCUCGAAGCAUUCAUUAUCAACAUCAAAAAUUUGGAAGAUCGCUCACCGGAUUUUCAAUUGUCCGAAAAUCAGUCGUGGAUCUUCAGCGAAGGCACAAAGAUCCUGAAAGAGGUUUCGAAUGAUUUUAAUUUGGUACAUUUCAAGGAGGCCCUGACGAAAGACAAUUUGAUUCAACUCGCCUUUCAUUCCAUUUCUCACGGAAACUAUCCUGUGCUGAAACUUUUAUUAACGAAAAGAUUGUGUCAUGUGACUGAGGGGAUGCUUUUGCAGGCCGUGAAUGUAUAUGACACCCGAAAGACUUCUGGCUCAGAUUAG
Hymenoscyphus albidus is the source of this 1372-nucleotide messenger RNA. NCBI's taxonomy places the organism in Eukaryota, Fungi, Ascomycota, Leotiomycetes, Helotiales, Helotiaceae. The record is from the annotation of a GenBank genome assembly.